AUGCGCUCCGCCGCUGUCCUGGCGCUUCUCUUGUGCGCCGGGCAAGUCAUUGCCCUUCCUGUGAACAGCCCUAUGAAUAAAGGAGACACCGAGGUGAUGAAGUGCAUCGUGGAGGUCAUCUCUGACACGCUCUCCAAGCCCAGCCCCAUGCCUGUCAGCCAGGAGUGUUUCGAGACACUCCGAGGAGAUGAGCGGAUCCUCUCAAUCCUGCGACAUCAGAAUUUGCUGAAAGAGCUCCAAGACCUUGCUCUCCAAGGUGCCAAGGAGAGGGCACAUCAGAAGAAACACAGCAGUUUUGAGGAUGGACUCUCAGACGCUCUUGAGAAGCAGAAUGACCAGGCGGAGCUGAAAGAGGUGACGGGUGAGGCGUCCCCCAAGGAUGCUGCGGAGAAAAGAGAGGAUUCUAAAGACACAGAGAAGGGUGGAGACACAGAUGGAGCCAGGCCCCAGGCCUCCCCGGAGCCUGGCCAGGGGUCCAAGUUCGAGGAGGAUAGCCAGGCCCCGGGGGAGCAGGAGGUCGCCAACACCGACCCCCCAGACAACCUUCCCAGCCAGAAACACCCAGGCCCACAGGCCGAGGAGGACAGCAAGAGCCUCCCCCAGGGCCUGGCGGACAGAGAGAAGGGCGUGGGUGCGGAGCAAGGGCAGCAGGCCAAGCGAGAAGAGGAGGAGGAAGAGGAGGAGGCCACAGAGGCUGGAGAGAAGGCUGUCCUUGAAGAAGAAAGCCCCACUGAGGCAUUUAACCCCCACCCAAGCCUUGGUUACAAGGAGAUCCAGAGGGGUGAGAGUUGGUCCGAGGCUCUGGCUGUGGAUGGAGCCGGGAAGACUGGGGCUGAGGAGGCUCAGCCCCCUGAGGGGAAGAGCGAGCGGGAGCACUCCCGGCAGGAGGAGGAGGAGAUAGCCGAGGCCCCUCAAGGCCCCUUCCGGGGCGGGAAGAACAGGGAGCUAGAGCCGGAACAGGAGGAGGAACAGCUCUCCAAGGAGUGGGAGGAGGCCAAGCGAUGGAGCAGGAUGGACCAGCUGGCCAAGGAGCUGACGGCCAAGAAGCGGCUGGAGGAGGAGGACGAGGAGGAUGACCCUGACCGCUCCAUGAAGCUCUCCUUCCGGGCCCGGGCCUACGACUUCAGGGGCCCUGGGCUGCAGCUGCGCCGAGGCUGGAGGCCGUCCUCCCAGGAGGACAGCGUGGAGGCGGGCCUGCCCCUCCAGGUGCGCGGCUACCCCGAGGAGAAGAAGGAGGAGGAGGGCAGCGCCAACCGCAGACCAGAGGACCAGGAGCUGGAGAGCCUGUCGGCCAUCGAGGCGGAGCUGGAGAAGGUGGCCCACCAGCUGCAGGCGCUGCGGCGGGGCUGA
Molecule: messenger RNA, 1350 nt
Organism: Neomonachus schauinslandi (Hawaiian monk seal)
Lineage: Eukaryota; Metazoa; Chordata; Mammalia; Carnivora; Phocidae
Gene: CHGA
Product: chromogranin A
Exons: 8
Coding region: 1-1350 (449 amino acids)
Biological process (GO): negative regulation of catecholamine secretion; negative regulation of insulin secretion; defense response to bacterium
Cellular component (GO): chromaffin granule
Source: RefSeq, a predicted model, not a curated record